Triplophysa dalaica is the source of this 1749-nucleotide messenger RNA. RefSeq names its product sushi, nidogen and EGF-like domain-containing protein 1. Lineage: Eukaryota; Metazoa; Chordata; Actinopteri; Cypriniformes; Nemacheilidae. The transcript is spliced from 13 exons. The record is from RefSeq and is a predicted model, not a curated record. Gene Ontology annotation, biological process: cell-matrix adhesion. The coding region runs from base 644 to 1312 and encodes 222 amino acids.
UUCAGCAGCCGUCACACCAACAAGCAGUGCAGUGACAUCAGGCAGUGGUGCUACAACUGGAACAACCUCCACUACUGUUUCUGCAACCACCACACCAACUAUCACACCAACAAGCAGUCCAGUGACGUCAGGGAUUUCAUCUACAACUGCAACCACAACACCAACAAGCAGUGCAGUGACGUCAGGGAUUGCAUCUACAACUAGUAUAACCUCCACUACUGUUACUGCAGCCGUCACACCAACAAGCAGUGCAGUGACAUCAGGCAGUGGUGCUACAACUGGAACAACCUCCACUACUGUUUCUGCAACCACCACACCAACUAUCACACCAACAAGCAGUGCAGUGACGUCAGGGAUUUCAUCUACAACUGGUAUAACCUCCACUACUGUAUCUGCAGCCGUCACGCCAACAAGCAGUGCAGUGACAUCAGGCAGUGGUGCUACAACUGGUACAACAUCCACUAUUGUUUCUGCAACCACCACACCAACAAGCAGUACAGUGACAUCAGGCAUUAGUGCUACAACCGCCACUUCUGUUUCUGAGAUCUUCUAUCCAUUUGGUUUGAAAGCAGGAGACGUUGUUAUUGCUAACGAAACCUCUGCUCCAGUUAACCUAUCUAGACCAUUUGGAUUUUUUGGGCGCAUGUAUAACCGGACCUAUGUUAACAAUAACGGACUUCUGUCAUUCAGCCGAGAGAUACCAGAGAUGGACCCUGUUACGUUUCCAUCUUACAGAAAUGAAGAUUUGAUCGCUCCUCUAUGGACUGAUCUCCAUGAUGGUGUAUACUACUAUCAGGAGUACACAACUGGAUAUGUGCUCACACGUGCUACUGAAGACAUAAGACGUUAUUACCCGGGUCGAGGCUUCAAUGCCUCUUGGGCCUUUGUAGCAACUUGGGACUUUGUUAAGAAUAAAAAUGCAAUCCAGUUUCAAGUGGUUUUAAUUUCGGACGAUAAUUUCUCCUUUAUUUUGAUGAACUAUGGUGACAUUAGUGAAAUAGACUUUCCAGUGGAGGCCGGUUAUGACACAGUAGGCUCCACGCAUUACUUUGUCAUACCUGGGUCAAACCAUGGCAACCUCAUCCCCAAUCUCAAAACAACAAGUAAUGUUAACGUUCCAGGACGUUGGGCUUUCUCUGCGAACCAAGAUACUGUGAUUGGACUUCAAAUGAGAGUCAGCUCAUAUUUGAACCUGAGUGAAAACGUAACGUUUCUUUUGGAGAAACUAAAGUACGAGCUGGUAAGACGCAAUCUGACAAGCGAUGUGAAGCUGACGGUACGGAGCGUCAAGAAGAUAAAUUCUAUAAAAUGAUCUGCGUUAAAACCAGUUUAACAGGACAACUGUAUUUUUAUCUUAUUGAUUUAUCGAUAGUUUUUUCCAAAAUUCCAAUACUAUUUUUUUAACAAAAACGUCUUUCCACUUAAAAACAAUUCCUCCCCUUUUUUUGUUAUCAAAUGUAUUUAAUUUCUCAAUUACAAAAUGUAGACCUGUCUUUAAACUUCAGAUACAUUUAGAGCUAAAGGUUCAGUAGAACUUAAGUGAAAACUGAUUUUUCUUGCACAUUUAUCUUUUAGUCGCCCUUACUAAUUAUAGCAUGUAAAUUGAAGAAGGAUAAUGUUAAAAUGUUGGUCUAUGUCUUCUUGGAAAGUACCUAACAGCUAACAAUGAAGUGCUGGUUAAAUUUAACAAAAUCUAGGAAACCCCUGCCUGAUCUUUUUUGUUGAAAUUAAAUUGCUGAAAUAUUUUAA